This is a messenger RNA of Sinocyclocheilus anshuiensis, 3389 nucleotides long. RefSeq names its product protein AF-9-like. NCBI's taxonomy places the organism in Eukaryota, Metazoa, Chordata, Actinopteri, Cypriniformes, Cyprinidae. Gene Ontology annotation, molecular function: chromatin binding. Gene Ontology annotation, cellular component: transcription elongation factor complex. The transcript has 13 exons. Bases 121 to 1866 code for a protein of 581 amino acids. The record is from RefSeq and is a predicted model, not a curated record. Gene Ontology annotation, biological process: positive regulation of DNA-templated transcription.
CUUUGAAAACUCGAGAGAGCUCAAUUAAAAGACCAUGUCCGCCGUCGGGCGUCUACAGUCCUCGGUGUCCUUAUUUAAACCAAAUUCUCCAUGAAAUAGCAUUAUCCCGGGGCCCCCACAAUGGCCAGUUCGGGUGCCGUUCAGGUGAAACUGGAACUCGGUCAUCGUGCCCAGCUCCGAAAGAAACCCACCGUGGAAGGUUUUACGCACGACUGGAUGGUGGUUGUCCGCGGACCGGAGCACAGCAACAUUCAGCAUUUUGUGGAGAAAGUCGUAUUUCAUCUACACGAAAGUUUCCCGAGACCAAAAAGAGUGUGCAAGGAUCCACCAUAUAAAGUCGAAGAGUCUGGAUACGCUGGAUUUAUCUUGCCUAUUGAAGUUUACUUUAAAAAUAAGGAGGAACCAAAAAAAGUGCGCUUUGACUACGAUUUGUUCCUGCACUUGGAGGGUCACCCACCUGUCAAUCAUCUCCGCUGUGAAAAGCUCACGUUCAACAACCCUACUGAAGAGUUCUGCAGGAAGCUGCUCAAGGCGGGAGGGCAACAGGAUCCUCACAAAAGAUCUUCAGAGGACUGUAAAGUAAUGGUAAUGCAGGAGGGCGCUACUUCUCUGUUCGGGCAGCAUCUAAAGAUGCCCACAUUACCCAGCAGCUCAUUAACAUUGACUUUCUCUGAUGUGAAAAAGAGCAAGUCUUUCCCAGGGUCAAAGGACAGGUCCAAAAGCAGCAGUGCUCUUACAACCACAAACAAUAUCAGCAGCAGCUCCCUCAAACUCCACAAACCGUCUAAGGACCAUAAGGACAAGCCUUCCAAAGACUCAAAAGAGUCCAAAAGUGCCUUCAGAGAUUUCAGCAAGGACUCUGGAAAACUCUCUAAAGAUUCUAAAAAACCCAAAGAGAAUCAACCAAUUCAGGAAGAUCGCCCCAUUCCCCAAAUGGGAUUCAAGGAGCCCAAGACCACAUCGAAGGAGCAAUGUUCAUCGGAGGGUGACUUCUCAAGCUUGGGACAGAGUAAACGGCGACCUGUGUUGGACAGUGAAGGCCAUGUUACCAAAAAACGGAAAAGCAGUUUUUCAGAGAGAUCGCAGAAGCAGCAAGUGUGUCCUACCUUGCUACAACAUCACCAUUCGGAUAAAAAGGUUUUGAAAGACAAGCCGCAAGUCCGGCAUAGUAGGUUACAAAACCGUGAACAUUCAGAGAAAAGAAAACCUUCAGCAUUACCGCCCUUCCAGGAUGUGUUGGACCCGAAUGACUCGGACAUGGAUGACAACACGUUCACAAGAUCAGACUCGGAUCAGCCCAGUCCAGCCAGCUCCAGUUCGAGCUCCGGCUUUGGACGCACACACAAACGGCAAGUAUUGGGUCCUUUACGGUCGGUGAUCGCAGAUUUGCACUCAGAUGAAAUCGAAGAGGAUUCGGAAGAGGAGGACGAUAAUGACAUGGACUCGGACAUGGAGCGACCGUUGCACACGCAGAUGACACAUCGCCACCGCAGGGUGAGUUUAAGUGACGGCAGUGAUAGUGAAAAUAGUUCUGCCUCUUCACCACUGCCCCAUAAUGACCCCCAACCUCUACUGAAAACUGCCAAUAACCAGAUACUCGAGGUGAAGAGUACUAUGAAACAAGCAAAGAUGGACAAAAAUAAAAACAUUGACCGUGACAAGGCAUACUUGGAUGAGCUGGUUGAGCUUCACAGAAGACUAAUGGCACUAAGGGAAAGGCACAUAUUACAGCAGAUUGUGAACCUCAUUGAGGAAACGGGACACUUUCACAUCACAAACACUACUUUUGACUUUGACCUCUGCUCUCUGGACAAAACCACAGUUCGGAAGCUGCAAAGCUACCUGGAGACUUCUGGAUCAUCUUGAAGACUUGUGCAGCUGGCUGCCACGAGGAGGAAAAUCACACCUCCCUUUUUCCCUCCUUUUGUUUUUUCUCCUAAAUUGAAAACUUGUAAGGCAAUGGAAAGGAUCCGCUUUCAUUCCAGAGCUCCUCUCGUCUCUCGAAAGGCCUCAGAAAUCAUUAUUACAUGAGUCUGGAGAUUCUUACGCUCCACCUGGACUUCACCCAAAAAGCCUUGAUAAUCCGACAUUGCCAAAAAAUGUUCUUGCUCCAAAACAAAAUACAUUUGUGUAUAUUGUAUGAAUGUUUGAUACGUUUUUUGUGACGAAUGCAUGCUUCAACACUGCCUUACCACAUUGACUAUUUAUUGAGUAUGAGUUUCAAGUGUGUGUGUGUGUGUGUGUGUGUGUGUGUGUGUGUAAGUGCAAAUUAUAUUAAACUUGUGCAAGCACUUGAGAACAUCAUCUCAUCGGCAAUGAAACGUCUCUUAACAUCCACUGUUUUUAUGGAUCACAAGCAAUGUUUUUCAUGCUGUACAUGUAAAAUGAACGGUUUCAGAUUAUGCUGGACGGAGGAAGACUUUUAACUCUAUUAAUCAAUGAAUUGCACAUUGUCUGCAAACUCAUUUGAAAGAAGGCAGGAUCUUAAGCAAAUCCAGUGACCUCUAUCUCAAAUGUUUCUUAACGUCGUUGCAGUAGGAAAGUGUAAUGUUGAAUCCUCUAAUGUUAUUUAUUGUUUUUGGGACCACAGUUCCCAUGGCUGUUCAUUGGUUGUCCCCAAAACAGUUGGAAAAAGCCAAGUCUUAAUUGUAGUUUGGGAGUUCUUUGUUGAUCUGAGGAAAUCAAGAAGUGAUCACAGUUAACUUUUCAGUUCCAUUGUUUUUUUGUUUUUAAUUGGAUUAUUUGAUGGGCUAAUAUCAGCAUAUUGUGCAGUUGAGUUGUAGCCCUCAAGUUGUGCUUUGUGCAAAAGCAACAUCAUUCACUUUUCAUUUCCUUAUAAUGUUGAAUCAGAUAAGCCAACCAUAAAUCUAGAUAUUUUGGGAGACACGGUGAUGGUGGUGGUGGGGUUGAGAAGGGUUUAGACUAAAUAAUUGGCGCUGUGAAGUGUUUGAAUUUAUCAGAGAAUUUUUUUUAUUGUUUUUGUUGAAUGAAAAUCAUGCCUUGUACACUUUAUUAUUGUUUAUUUCCCAGAUUCAUUUUUUCAGCCCAAAAAGCUUUUAGUUUAGUUAUCAUUAUAUAACGUUUAUAUGUGUACAUAAACUUUAUAUGUGAUAAAAAAAAAAGUGAUUAUCUUUCCUUUCUUGGAAGGCACUGAACUGCUUCCAGUAGAAAGUUCGUGAUCAUGAUAUAAAUUCAAAACAGAGUCGUUGUGGAUGUGUAGUUACUGACCAGUGAACAUUUUAUCAUUGAUGUUAGGAAUGGUUUUUGUUUAAUGGACGGGAAUAGCUGGUGAAUAUACAAUCAUCUGAAUAUCCCUUGUGCUGUGCUGAAUAUCCUUUACCUAACUUGAUGUUCCUGUUAUGACCCGGCCUUUUAAAAAUUGCUUGUAA